ACAAGAUGGCGGCCAAAUCGCCGCUUACUGUUGAGCCUCCUCUUCUUCURUUUUGUGACACUUUCAGCCAUCAAGAAAAUGAGGAGAUGCACCUUGAUUUGGUAAGUUUUCCAAGGCCUGUUGCCAUCCAGGAGGUCCGAGUCAUCCCUGCUGGACAUAGGGUUCAUGCUGCUAUAAGUGACAGAGAGAAGAUAGGGGAGACGCAUCCUUCAUCUUUCAAACUUGAUAUGUUUAUCAGGAAUUUGGAUAAUCCUGGAGCUGUAGUCUUUGAGAGACUAGGAGUUCUUGAUUAUAAAGAACCCAACCAUUUCCAGAUUACAGCAUCUGUCAAGGCAGCUACAGAUGUGGUAGUCCUCCGUGGAUGGUACACUCGCAUCACCAUAUCCUUAUAUGGGUAUUUCACUGAAAUCUCACGACCUAUGGUCCAGGAAACACGGACAGACAAACAUUCYGAGAGACCAUCAGUCAUCAUGGAACCCAGACCCCAAGACCAGCAGCCUCAAGACAGAAUGCCAGAGAAGAUAGAACGAGGCUAUCAAAGAACCUAUGACAGAGUUCAUGAGAGAGGACCUCCAGAAAAGAUCCCUGAGAGGGCUGAACGACGUGAAAGGUCUUUUGAAAGAGGCGCAUAUGAAAGGGGCUCUGACAGGGGGUCUAAGAGCUCUGAUAGAGAUGAACAUGAAGGGAGAAGAGAUGAGGAGCGCCGUUCACGUGGGGAUUCACGGGAGUCUGAAGAAACUAUUCGACCAAGUAGAAAACAAGAAGUUGAUCCAAGGUCAAGAGGUUUUGAUGAUGACGGRCGARUCAAAAGCUCAGAAACCUUCCCUGAAGAAGGCAGAAGAGGGAGRGGAAGACCAAGAGAUGAACUGCGAUCAAGGCAGAGUGACACAGAMGGAAGAGGRAGAAGAACCAACGAAGAAGAAGAGAGAAGAUCAAGAAGCAAAGACAGGACCCCAGCUAAAUCUCCACCAAGACGYAGAUCCUCCAAAGAUUCGCCCGAAAAAGUUGUUGCAACUGUUGGGGAGAGUACUGCCGCCAAGCCAACCACCCCACCGGGGUCCCCUAGGGAGGAAGCAGAGGAUUCAGGCUCUCRGUCAGGGUCCCAGUCAGAUGACCUAUUUGAACCACUAACCCCAGACCACUCCCCUAAUAUGUUUUUGUCUGAUGAAGGGGCUGAUGACGAAGAGCAGGAUGCCUAUGAAGAAAUUUUGAGUGAUGAAGAGGAUAUGAAUUUAGAUGAUGGCRCACUUGAUGAAACAGGAGUACAAUUUGGAGACCUUGAUCUGUACAGUGAGGAUGCCUGGAUGUCAGUGUCUGUAAGCUUCAACCCUUACCAGUGUGACUUAUCACCUCUUACGUCAUUCCCUGCACCUGACCAAACGGAACAUGARGMUGCUCUUCAUAAAUUCAAAGAUGCAGCAACUACCGAAACUGCCAAAGAUACUGGUGAAAAGCUGGUAGAACUUGUUGAAUUGUGCAAAGUCUAUCCAAGAAACACAAAAUGGGUUGAAGUUCUUGAAGAAAUYCCUCCUUUAGUUACACCUGGUCUGGCGUAUGUGAUGAGAACAAAAGAGGACAGCGAUGUUACUUUGACCAGUUUAAUUGAAUGGACCAUGUUUGCUUUGAAUAUGGAUGAGGCCAUGAGACUCCCUAUUGCAGUCAAUGUGAGAAUGUUGAAGGUUGCUUUGAGGAUGGUACAUUCAUUGUGUAACUGUGGACCAACCAUUGCAGCUCUUCUGAUUAAUGCUGGUGUCCAAGAAAAACUUCAUGAGCAUUUAACUUGUGAACAUAUGUCUUCCUCCAUGAAGCUGCAUGCAUUGCAAGCUCUUGAUAGCAGCACAGACAGCCAUAUUGGCUUGGAACAUUUUCUUGGCUGGGAUACCGUAUCCAAGGAUGAUGAUGUUGACGAUGUCGACAUGACAGACAGCAAUGAUGAAGAAACACAAAGUGGUUAUCAAAAACUCAUGGAGUUUUUACUGACUGACCAGACUGUCCGUGUGGUUGAUGCAGCAUCUGCUCUUGGAAGGAAAGUUCACUUCUAUGAACUCUUGGCUUCAUUUCAAAAUGCAGUAGAAAGGGUCAUGAAAACAACAGCAGAGACAGCUGCMGCAGCACAAGACUUUGAAGGGGAGUCAGAGCAAGAGCCUGGUUCAGAGAGCAAGGAACCCAGGACCCCUCCACAUGAUGUGUUCUCUAUGGACAUACAAUCAAUGUCAAAACCUUUGAAGGAUGGAGGAUCAAAUGCUGACGAUACAGAAAUCAUUGCUCUUGCUUUGGAUGAGAUUUAUGCUGUUUUGGAUAAUGCAGUUGAACUUAUUGUAUGUUUCUGUCAAUUUAGUGGGAAAUUUGCUAUUGCCUUCGUUUUUUAUUCAUUCACUUUUACUUCUCUUAGCUACUUCCAUUCCUGCUWUUUUGUUUUCUAUUUGUUUCUUUGCAAACUCUCCAAGCUUUGCUGUAUUCUACUAACUGAAAUCGUUUCUUUCUCUAUUUCUUCUCUACUUUGCUCUACUCUACAACAUUUUACAGCYCAGCCACCAAUCAAGUCAUUYCCMACUACAGCUAAGAUAACAGCAAUUGGAUUUUCAGUCAAGGAUCCUUAUCCUGUUCUCUUYMGRCUUUUUGCUGUCAGGCGUUUGUURGAAUCRAUUGUUGUGUUGAUGUCCUCAGUUGUUGGYUGUCAUCCSCUKGUUUACUGUGGCAUACGAGAUUUGAUCUUUCUUCUAUUGCAGUCACACAGAGGUCUGUUGUUUUUGUCCUCCCAUCCUGAGACUGUUGGUGGUCUGAUCAGAGUUCUCACGCAAACAACGGAGAGUGAUAUUCACCAUAGUGAAGCACCGCCGCUACAAGAGUUCUUGAGAGAUAGUACAACAGCAGAUCUUUGCACAUCACAACAUCUUGGUCUYCUUCUCAUCUAUCACUUACAGACGCUUCAAGCUGUAGAUCAACUUGUGACUUCGUUGUCCAAUGGAAUCAGCGCAACAGACUUGGAUGGCGCUGACACUCUGUCAACAUUACACACGCURUACUCCAUGACAUUCACCAUGAUAGGAAAAGCAGCCGUUGUUCAAGUAAUGAGUAUGGACAAUAAUCUUUCUUCGUUGCUACCAUUUGUCAAACCAACUGGAGAUCCUUCUGAGGAUGUAAAGCUAAAGAAGUGUGUUUCAAGUCGUUAUGCAUCAGUUUUGAUUCUUCUCACCAUAAAAUGUUCAGAUAAUGUGCAAAUGUUGUCCAAACUUGGCAGUCAACUGUUGACCAUCACAGAGAAGACUGAAGCAGAUUCACCAUUGACAGAGUUGCGCAACUGGUUGGAUCCACUCAAGGAUUUGACGUUUGACGUGCCUAGUAUCACAAAACUUGUCGAAUAUGUGCAGAGCAAGCUUAGCACUCUCAACACGUCACAUGAAGUUGCCUGUGGCGUCCUGAUGGCUUUGAGGAUCCUGAGACACUUAGUUUGCCCUGAAAAAGAUGAUCAAAACAAGUCGCAAGGUCAUCAAAAAGAUSUCAAUGUCAAUCUUAGUUGCAUUCAACUAUUCUCCGCAAAUGCCAUGGACAUCUUCAUCAACACAUUGCAAAAACUUGGCGAGUUUGUACUCCACCCAUGGAGAAAAGGACAGCCCCUAGGAACGGGUCAUCCGUUAGUAACCAUUUCCAUGGCAACUCCAUUGUUAGCUUUAUUAAAGAGAAUGUUAAUUGAGCUUCUUGACAAGGGUACAUAUCAGUUUAAGGACACGAGACUGAUGACCUCUUUGAUGCUAAUACAUACCGUAAUGUGCUCUGCGCCCAUGACUGGUCAGCUGAAUAGCCUUGCACAACAGAUUCAGAGUGACAUUGUUGCGAUCUUCAUGACAUUCACGCGUCCAAUCGUCCAGUCAUCAGAUCAUGAAGAAGCUAUUAAUGAGAGUAUCUGGUCUCUAAUGCUGAAAGAAUUGUUCAAAUACAUUACUUCAACACCUCAGGCAUUUCUAGGCGGACUUGUGUUGUUGUCUGAACUUCUGCCAGUUCCGCUUCCCAUGCACACUUUGGAGGAAUUACAACAAGAGGGCAUCAGUCAGGUCAUGAACCAYCGUCUGCUUUGGAGUGCACAUCUGAAUCCGCUGAGYUCUGAUCUACAGGGAAUUYUAAAGUCGCUUUCUGUAUCAGCUUGCCAUAAUCUUCAACAAGUCCUUCGUCGAGUUUGUUCUCAGUUGGCCGAUCUUUCUGCACCAACUGCGUUUAAUAUCGUCAGAACUCUCCUUGAAGUCCUUGACAAUGAGAUGUCCAAACCAUCUGAAGAAGAUAAAAAGACCUGUACKGCUGAUGCUAUUCGAAUCAUGGCAUURCUUGCCUUCUUGUCAUCCCAGCCAGCUGUGAAGAUAUCUCUAUUGCAGCUAUUGAAGAUAAGYCGWGCUGGUAAGAAUGACGAUGURAUGUUCCCYAACCUYCUUCCAUCGAUGUUAGCGAUGUUGAGUGCUGAACCAGACGCCGUGACAGUCUCCCGUGCKCAGUAUUGUGUAGUGUCAAUCAUCCAGUCUUUGUGCGACCCAAGUGUUAGUUUGACGUCGUUCGUGACUCCGUACACCAAUCAACAUCUCGCCAACACCCUCCCUGACAGCGAGAUGCUGUCAAUCAUAUGCACUGCCUUACUGGAUCACGUGGGCUCCACCAACCAAUCAUUUGCCACCAUUUUAUUAGCCUUGAGGUCAAUGGUCACUUUGACAGCMCACAAUUAUGGCGUUUAUCACCUGAAAAGGUCUUUGGAGUCAAACACUGAAGUAUUUCACCGACUYCUGAAACGACUGUCGUCUUCUUUCGAGACUGGUAUUCCAGGACCCGAUAGUCUCUCGACUCUUUCAACAACAACUGAAYUACUUCAGCUGCUUUUACCAGAGGAAGCAACCACAGAAGAAAGCCAACCUGUCGACAGCCAAUCAGAGACAAUKAAAACAGAGAACGACUCUGACGUCACAAAACCGGUCGACGAACCGGUUAAACAAGAAAUUGUCGAGGAUAAAACUGAGCCUGCGGUUAAAACUGAGCCUGUUGAGAGUCAGGUAAAAACUGAAGAAGAAACAGUGAAGACUGAACAACCUGUGGUCAGCAGUAUUACUCUGAAGAAGGAAGAGCUGUUUGGCUUGACAGACGAUGCCGAGUUGAARCCAACAUCCGAGAUAUCGGUUUCUGUCGAACAGAUGAAGAUGUUCUUGAAAGCGGACAGCGAGGAUGACUUCUCUUUGAGAGUGUUGGAAAAGCAUCUCGAGGAAAGCUGCAAGGAAGAUGAAACCCUCGACACCCUSCUGGAUGGCAUUACAACUCUUAAGCAGAUCCUGGAGAAGGGAGACGACACWGGACAAGAUAAUGAAGAAGACAAGGAGCCUGAUCUUCCAUCAUCUCAUCCCUUCCAACAAUUGUUCAGUAACCGAGUAACAUACAUUGCUGAUCCUGAGGAGGGUGGUGUGAGUCCAACGCUGUGGUUUUCUACACCUCCCCCCGACGAUAUCGACCCUGAAACUGAUAUGGUUAACAGUGAUUUGGAUUCUUUGCGAACGAAAUAUUGCCCCGACUUUGAUCUGGCUGCUGAACUAGAGAAAGGUGUUGUACCCUCCCCUCCCUCAUCACCAAUACGAAAAAAGAGCAGRGUUGUCAAGCGUAAGUUUGAUCCUCUUAUUCACGACGGGAACAAAGAUGUGAAGCGAUUYCGUGGAGGAUAUGGCCGUGGUCGUGGAAGAGGUAUGGGUCGAGGGCGUGGACGAGGAGCGAGUGAUCUGUUUCGAUCUCGYAAACAAAACACGAGUAGACCUCCUUCAAUGCACGUCGAUGAUUUCAUGGCAAUGGAACAACAGCAUAAAGGACAAGACAACAUGCCUAAUAGAAGAACCAUGGAGGGACCAAURACUAGCCGUUCGCCUAUGGACCGUGGUGGCCCCAAUUUUCAAGGCAGUCAAAAUAGAUGGGGUGGACUGUCCUCUGGUCCGUUUAGAAAAGGACCGGGUCCCCAAGGCAUGGGUCGAGGGGGUGGUACUCCGGACUGGAUCARCCAGCGUCAGUUUGGUGGAUUUCCUGACCAACGUGGAUUUCAACGAGGGCCGAAUUGGAGCAAUCCACAGCAAUCGCAGUAUAGAGGGGGAGGAAUGCGUGACAAUCAGUACAGUCGCCCACAGGGGCGUGGCUACUGGGAAUCGCCGAGAACUACUAAAGACAUCGAUGGAAGAUUUAUGACGUCACCACACGUUGGUACCUAUCGACCGGGCGCAGGGCGAGGCUACCAAGGACGGCAUCUCAGAUCUUUCACACGUUGAAUWUAUAUUAWUUGCKACUYGCUGGUUAACAUAAAAACUUUAGCUAUAAUGUACAGAUUGUACUCUUGUAGAAAAGGCRUUUGAACAGCCAAAAUAAAGGACGUUUGUCGUCCGAURCUUGCAAAGCAYUUGCAACGUGAACUUGUGGACGUUUCUUGAGGAAGAGAACAGAGUUUUAUGGUUGUAAAGAGAAAAAGAGGUUGUUUSUUAUACCGUCUGUCAUGCAUCAUGCAAGACAAAGUGAAAUCAGAAUUUAUUGUUUAUUCGUAAAUAUUUCAAGACAUGUACAAGAUAAAGACCGAAUACUUGAGUAUUAUUUCUGACGAUGCUUACAAAUUUACAGGACUAAUUAAAUCCGUAAAAAUUCUAUUACAAAUUUGACUUGCGUUAAUUAAUACCUACAUUUGAUGUGCUUACAGUAACUACGAUUCUUUCACGAUAAUUCCACGACUAUCUCCGAUGAUUCAACGAAGAUCACGCGAUGACUUAACGCGCUUAUCCCGAUCAGUUCACGACCACUCUACGAUCUUACUCCGAUAUACUACGAUCUUACUCCGAUAGARAUCAAUUUGCGCUUAAAUAAAUUCUUGAUUGUUAGAUUGCAGAGGUUAUUUACAUUCUGAUUAAAUGAUGGAUACUGACAGUG
Messenger RNA from Exaiptasia diaphana, 6921 nucleotides. RefSeq names its product protein virilizer homolog. Lineage: Eukaryota; Metazoa; Cnidaria; Anthozoa; Actiniaria; Aiptasiidae. The record is from RefSeq and is a predicted model, not a curated record. Bases 6 to 6275 code for a protein of 2089 amino acids. The transcript has 52 exons. Gene Ontology annotation, cellular component: RNA N6-methyladenosine methyltransferase complex. Gene Ontology annotation, molecular function: RNA binding.